GCCAUUCAUAUGCAAUAAAAUUAAAGGUGGUAUGAACAGAGCUAUGGAGAUGCAUGAAAGUCAAAUGGUGUUUAUAAGGUAGAUGUUGGGUGAGCAGUGGCUGCUUGGAAAGAGGAUAUUUUCUAGCUUUACACUUUUCCAUUCAGCACUGUCUCAGGCAUGACAGCAUGACCUGUUAUCUGGGUGUCAGAGUUGGCAUACAUGUGAGGACGGUUUCACCGCUCAGCUCUUCUGGUCAACCUUUGAGUUAUGAGCAAGAUUACCGCAGACUGCCUUAAAGUAACACUAUGUACAACUUGGUGAUUUGGAGGCCUCUCUAGUGGACAUAUGUAAUUUCAAACAAUGUGCGGAAGAACAAUUUUGUAAUGUCAGUUGUACUGAGGACCCCCCUGACUUUUGCAAGUGUGUUGAAAGAGGAUUGGAAGAGAACUCAGUAAAAACUUAAUGAAGGAUGUGUCUUCUGAGGAUAUGAAAGGAAGAUCACACUGUUGAAAGUCAUCUUUGCAGCUCUGCUCUGGUGUCAAGCUUGAGGAGACCGUGAGAACUGAGCCUGUGAUUGGAAGGCUGCAGGUGCUGGAGUGACGUCUACCCCCGUGUGUGUGUCUCUCCUCUCUUGCGUCUCUCCUUUGGGGAGCUGCUGAGUGUGCUGAAGACCGUCCACAGGCUCCCUGCCCGGGGCAGAGACAGCGCCCCUUCACAUCCACCACCAUGGUGCUGUCACAGAGGCAACGAGACGAAUUAAAUCGAGCGAUAGCGGAUUACCUCCGUUCUAAUGGUUAUGAAGAGGCCUACUCUGUUUUUAAGAAGGAGGCAGAGUUAGAUAUGAAUGAAGAAUUAGAUAAGAAGUAUGCAGGCCUUUUGGAAAAGAAAUGGACCUCAGUCAUCAGAUUACAAAAGAAGGUGAUGGAGUUGGAAUCCAAGCUGAAUGAAGCUAAAGAGGAGAUCACUUUAGGAGGCCCUGUGGGACAAAAGAGGGACCCCAAAGAGUGGAUCCCACGCCCCCCAGAGAAGUACGCACUCAGCGGCCACAGGAGUCCCGUCACACGCGUCAUCUUCCACCCUGUGUUCAGCGUUAUGGUCUCUGCCUCAGAAGAUGCCACCAUCAAGGUGUGGGACUAUGAGGCAGGAGACUUUGAGCGCACUCUCAAAGGACACACAGACUCUGUGCAGGACAUCUCCUUUGACCAGACUGGAAAGCUGCUGGCCUCCUGCUCAGCAGACAUGACCAUCAAACUCUGGGACUUCCAGGGCUUUGAGUGCAUCAGGACCAUGCAUGGACAUGACCACAAUGUGUCAUCGGUUGCCAUCAUGCCCAAUGGCGAUCAUAUAGUAUCUGCCUCGAGGGAUAAGACCAUUAAAAUGUGGGAGGUGGCCACUGGUUACUGUGUGAAGACAUUCACUGGACAUCGGGAGUGGGUGAGGAUGGUGCGGCCCAACCAGGACGGCACACUCUUGGCCAGCUGCUCCAAUGACCAGACGGUGCGUGUGUGGGUGGCUGCCACUAAGGAGUGUAAAGCUGAACUAAGGGAGCAUGAGCAUGUGGUGGAGUGCAUCUCCUGGGCUCCAGAGAGUGCACACCCCACCAUACUGGAGGCCACUGGCUCUGAGAACAAGAAGAGUGGAAAACCUGGCCCCUUCCUGCUUUCGGGAUCCCGAGACAAGACCAUUAAGAUGUGGGAUGUCAGUACUGGCAUGUGCCUUAUGACACUGGUUGGCCAUGAUAACUGGGUGCGCGGAGUGCUUUUCCACCCAGGAGGAAAGUUCAUUGUGAGCUGUGCGGAUGAUAAGACCCUGCGCAUCUGGGACUAUAAGAACAAGCGCUGCAUGAAGACCCUGAGUGCCCAUGAACACUUUGUUACCUCUCUGGAUUUCCACAAGACUUCUCCCUACGUGGUAACAGGAAGUGUAGAUCAAACAGUUAAAGUGUGGGAAUGCCGCUGAUCUCCCUUUGGCAGGCCCUGCUGCCCUUUGCCCCUCCUCUAUACCAUCACUCUUCCCUGUCCUGACACUUGUCCUUCAGGAUGCACUCAUCACCAUGGCUACCACCUCAUCCAGCUCUCUUCUAAUACCUAUUGUCCUUUUAUGUAAAUUAUUCUGGAUGUAGUUUGAGCUUAUUAAAUGUUACACAAGACACCCUCAUAAGGAGAGGAAAAAAGUAAGAAAAAAGAAAAAAACGUAUUCUUGCAUGGUGAAUCCAAAACUUGUAUACUGUAAAAAAAAUAAAAUAAAAAUAAUAAUAAAUUUUGCUUACCAUCGUGUAGAAGUUACCGAUAAGGGUUAAAGAGCACCAGUGGUGCUCUGGCAUCAAGCAUCUCGUUACAGAAGGCAGAAUGAUCCUGUCUGGGGAAUUCAAAUACAGGGCACUUCAAAUACAGCCAGUCUCACUUUUUUGUUCCUUGUUUUUUUAUUUGUUAUUUAUUUUUUAUUUUUUUGGGCCUGCCAUAAAACAGUUGAACAGGAUUACUAUUACUAUACUUCAUGGAUCACUAUAUAUGACUUCUAGUUG
This is a messenger RNA of Colossoma macropomum (tambaqui), 2506 nucleotides long. It is a transcript of the gene pafah1b1b, whose product is annotated as platelet-activating factor acetylhydrolase 1b, regulatory subunit 1b. The transcript has 11 exons. Gene Ontology annotation, biological process: intracellular protein transport; endoplasmic reticulum to Golgi vesicle-mediated transport; intra-Golgi vesicle-mediated transport. The record is from RefSeq and is a predicted model, not a curated record. Gene Ontology annotation, cellular component: COPI vesicle coat. NCBI's taxonomy places the organism in Eukaryota, Metazoa, Chordata, Actinopteri, Characiformes, Serrasalmidae. Gene Ontology annotation, molecular function: protein binding. Bases 709 to 1941 code for a protein of 410 amino acids.